Messenger RNA from Dermacentor albipictus, 1012 nucleotides. RefSeq lists its product as uncharacterized. Lineage: Eukaryota; Metazoa; Arthropoda; Arachnida; Ixodida; Ixodidae. Gene Ontology annotation, molecular function: chitin binding. Gene Ontology annotation, cellular component: extracellular region. The record is from RefSeq and is a predicted model, not a curated record.
CUGAGCACAUGGUGACGCACGUGUACUCGCAACUUUCCCACAGCCCUACGCGCGCUGCAUCUCCAUGUUAAUACACUCGGCGGCUCCACACUCAAGGCCACCGGCAGCCACAACGCACAACGCUGGGCGCGAGAAAGAAAGCAAAGUUCGCACCCCCGCGGUGCAUCCGGCGCGCGGGCGACGCCCGGCUCGCGUGCGCCUAGACCCGCGGCCAGCCGCCUUCGCAACGCGUGUCCCUAAAGCGAGCAUCGGACUCGGGCGCUGACCCACAUUCGGCCGGAAUGGGUGCGUUCGGAGCGCUGCGGCCCUCGACGCUUUUGUGCGGCCCCGCGACCUUUUUAUGCGCGCGGGCCCUUUUAUCUCGCCGGCUUUCGUCGGGCCGAGCCGUAAUGAAAACGUCAGUAAUGGCCUUUGUUCGACAAGUUGUAUAUACAGGGAGCACUGAAGCGGUAGCCGACCAGUGACAGUUCCAUCAUGAGUUUAGCCCUGCAGCGCGCCGACUCCGGCGACCGCUGCCUCCGGAGCCUCCCUCGUGCGGUGCUGACGGCGGUGGCGUUGUGCGUGACUGCAGCAUCGGCGAGUGAAUCGUGGGUACCUGUAGAGGCCAACGGCUGCCAAGGCCCUUGCUGGAGGCCCUCCGGACUGUUCCCAGAUCCGGCCGACUGCUGCGGCUUCUUUAGUUGUGCGUCGUGCCGCGCCUACCGACUGCGCUGCGCACCGGGCACCGUGUUUGACCGGCGUUUGGGGCUCUGCAACCACCCUCACGAUGCACCCGUCUGCCUGGCACCCAACCCAGGGUGCUACCUGUACUACAUAAGCUUGUCACUCAGUGGGAAGAAAUGAAACAACAGCGGCCAGCAGCAACGAUAUAAAGAACAGCAACAACUCACAAAGCGAAGGAGCUGCCUUCGUGAUCCCCGAAGAAAGUGGCGGACCCGACGAGCCCAGAUUAAACAAGAAAGAAGAAAGAAACUGUUAUAAUAAUUAAAGUAAAGAAACGCUACACCUUAUG